AUCUGUUUAUAUUAAAUGAUCGUUGUUAAACUGAUAUUGAGUGAAAGGUGACUAGACUGCAUAUUGUCCACAUGUUAAAACUAGGUGUAUUCCCGCGGUGCUUCUGGGCGCUCAAAAAUGUUGUUUGGUCAUCACUUAUUAACACCAGACAGUUAAGAAUCGACAACACUGGUGGAGAAAAUCCCUCUGCCGAUAAUAUGGCUAAUAAAGAUGAGCUGAGGAAACGUCUGGUUUGGGUGGAUCUCGAAAUGACUGGCCUAGAUGUGGACAAGUGCCAUAUUUUGGAGAUGGCCUGUCUAGUCACGGACAGCGACCUCAACGUUGUGGCUGAGGCCCCUAAUCUCAUCAUAAAUCAGCCUGAAGAGAGAUUAGCGGAGAUGGACGAGUGGUGUACAACGCAUCACACUGACUCUGGUCUUGUGGAUGCAGUCAGGGCAAGCAAGGUUUCAGUGCAGCAAGCCGAGUAUGAGAUGCUUGCGUUCAUUCGUCAACACACCAUGCCUAAAAAGUGCCCCCUGGCAGGCAACUCGGUCCACGUUGACAAGACUUUCCUGGAGAAAUACAUGCCACAGUUUGUUGAGCAUCUUCACUAUCGGAUAGUUGAUGUUAGCACCGUCAAGGAAUUAUGCAGGCGCUGGUACCCUCGGCAGUGGAGCGAUGUCCCCUACAAGAAAGGCGCUCAUCGAGCUCUUGAUGACAUCACCGAGAGUAUCAAAGAACUGAAAUACUACAGGACUAAAAUCUUCAAGUGAUUUUGAAUCAAGGAAAGUUUGCAUUUUGGCUGGUUGCAUUUCGGCAUUUCCUGUUUUAGGUGAAUAUCGGUGCCAAGACAACUUUUAGCCAACAAAUUUACUAAGCACAGCAUAAAAUUGCUUAGUAGAUUUUACAGGGGACCAGGCAAAAUGCAGUAUGUGUAUUCUGUUUCUCACUGGUUCUCUGUCAACAUAUGCUUGCACAAGUUUUGAAGACUCUGUGAGACAGGGCCCUUGUUUUAGUACAAACAAGUUGAAGGCUUUCAGUAUAAUUUACAAGUACAGUACAAGUCAACUUUGGUGUUGUUUAAGCUAAUUUGCCUAAAUUUUGUAUUCCUAAAUAUGUUUACGAGGGCGACAGAAGCUGUAUGGCCUCCAACAAACCUAAUACUUUGUUUUUGUUGGGGCAAGGUAGUUGUUUUAAGUAAAGGGCACCUCAUCUCAUUGAAGGAAAUGUAAAUUUAUAUCGGAAUAUUUCAAUGGGGCAUAAAGGCAGGUGGCUCCUUGCCCCCUGCUCUAUUAGAAACUUCAGGGCAAUAUAUAUAAUAUAAUAUUUCAUUUUAGUGCUCUCUAAAAAAUCAAAAUAAAAGAGCAUGUCCUCGUAAAAUGUUCUUCAUUCUGAAGCUGUAUUAGAAAUCUUGAAUUGUGUAUGCAAGAUUCAAAACCUUUGAAUAGUGAAGAAAUUGUGAAAUAAUUAAACUAGUUCAUCAGGCCUGGAAUUUCAUCUUUGAAAGGGCAAGACCAUUUUCGUUUUGCAAAGGGCACUGGAAAAUCUUAAAGUCUAUGGAAAACUUUUUCAGGGGCAGCAAGGCCAAGAUCAGGGGUAACAGAGGCUGUGUAAUUCCAUGCCUGGUUUAUGGCAGACAACCAAGUUGAUAGAGGUGGUGUUUUUCUCUAUGGAAGAACUUGACUCCCCUCUAUCUUCACAUAUUCACCACUUCUAUCAAGAAGAAAUUAUGAUAGUCGUCCAUAAAUUAGUUUCCUGGGUCUUUAAAAUGCGCAAAAGCUUUUCAAUUCCAAACCCCCAUGGGUCGAUUUCACCUUGACUUUGAAUCAAUCAACAUCACAAUACAGAUAAUAUGGUGAUACUGAAAACCAAUCUUAAGAUCAAUCUUGGUGAUUUGUGAAAUCGAGCCCUGGAAACUCAGCAAAUGUAAUCAGUAAUAAGCCACAAGGGAAACUGACUGUGUAAAUAUUAACUAUUUAGGGGUUGAACAAAGAACAAAUGAUACGAGUGGGAUUUGAACUGUGACCUCCAGAUCAACCUGCCAGUGCUCUAUCAACUGAGCUACAUGUUUCUAGCCCCAAUGAUGGUGGUCUCCGUAUUCUGACAAGGACAUUGACCAUUAAUCGGGAGACCGUCAAUAUUGGGGCAAGAAAGCUCAGUUGGUGGAGUGACUGGGUGAAAAUAGUUAGAUCCCGUGCAAGGAUUGUUUGCCCAUCGCAAAAUAGUAGUUUGCCCAAGGCGA
Molecule: messenger RNA, 2221 nt
Organism: Asterias rubens (European starfish)
Lineage: Eukaryota; Metazoa; Echinodermata; Asteroidea; Forcipulatida; Asteriidae
Product: oligoribonuclease, mitochondrial-like
Exons: 4
Coding region: 72-752 (226 amino acids)
Cellular component (GO): mitochondrion
Molecular function (GO): 3'-5'-RNA exonuclease activity; nucleic acid binding
Source: RefSeq, a predicted model, not a curated record